This is a messenger RNA of Serendipita indica DSM 11827, 2097 nucleotides long. The record is from the annotation of a GenBank genome assembly. NCBI's taxonomy places the organism in Eukaryota, Fungi, Basidiomycota, Agaricomycetes, Sebacinales, Serendipitaceae.
AUGGGUCGCGUCGUCCGUUUUCCAGCCCUCAUCCUGCUGUUCAGCGUUUUCCAUGCUGAACAUAGUACUGAGGCGCUCAAAAUUGCACCCAACGCAUUCAAUCAAGUUCAACCGACACAGGUAGCUGCUCCAACCGACGACGCUUCUCGCCCAUCGGCUCAGCUUCUGAAUGCCAACAUUCCCUUCCACCCUUUUCUAUCAGACGAUUCGUCUGCAACGCGGCCACGGAAGCUGCAUGGUCGCUUUUUGCACAUCACCGACCUCCACCCAGACGAGUUUUACAUCUUUGACAGCGCCGUUUCGCAAUUCUGCCAUCGAAAUAAACCAAGAAAAGAAAAAGAACGAGCAGGACGAUGGGGUGUGCCCUAUAGUGAUUGUGACUCCCCAGUGGCACUCACUAACCUCACCUUUGAGUAUUUGCAAGAGGAGUGGGCCAAUAACAUUGAUUUCGUGAUCUGGACAGGAGAUAGUGCUCGUCACGAUAAUGACAACAAGAUUCCUCGUACGCCGAGUGCAAUCUACGAGAUGAACAGGCGUCUUGCACAUCAAAUGAGUGAGACGUUCCCAAACAUUCCAAUCGUACCAAGCAUCGGCAAUAAUGACAUCUGGCCUCACAACGUAAUGCAACCGGGUCCAAAUGGAAUCACAAACGAAUACUCUUCCAUCUGGCGACCAUUCAUUCCCUUUUCCUCCUAUCAAGUCUUCCAACAUGGCGGAUAUUUCUCGACAGAAGUGAUUCCCGGACACGUCGCUGCCAUUUCUCUCAAUACAAUGUACUGGUACGAUGCGAACAAGGCCGUUGGAGGCUGCCAAUUGCAUGAUUCGAAUGAUCCCGGAAACAUGCAGUUUGACUGGCUGGACGUCCAGCUACAACUGUAUCGUCAACGUGGGAUGCAGGUUAUCCUCGUUGGUCAUGUACCACCAACGCCUGGAAAUUAUUUCCCGGAUUGCCAUUUCCGAUACGGACAAAUAGCCAUUCGAUAUCAGGAUACCAUUGUGGGUCACUUCUUCGGACACAUGAAUGUGGAUCACUUUUUCUGGUUGGAUGUUCACGACUUGAAUAUGGAGCCAACGGACCCGUCGUACCGUGUCACUGGCAAGACUCCCCUCCACGAAUACCUUCGAGAGGAUAUCGAAAAUCUACCUAAACAUACGCACGACGACGACUAUGUCAUUGUCAAUGUUGGUCCUUCGAUCAUUCCCGCAUACCUGCCCUCGUUCCGCAUCUAUCAGUACAACAUUACCGACUACGCUGGGCCCAAAAUCACAGAUGAUAGGACGUUCACUGCGGAAGAGUGGCACGCGUUGUCAGUCGACUCUUCGGAUGACGACGACGAUUGGGACAUUCCUCCUCAACGGACCAACGGUACAGACGACGACGUAAAACCUCACCCUCGUCGACGCAAGCGAUCCGAGUAUAGCCCACUUGGAACUCCUCCGAUGCCUGCCAAGCCGUUUGGUAGAGACCAUCGUCAUCGACAUGGAGAAAAACCGGAUUGCUCAAAACCGGAGAAUGAGGAAAAAUAUGCGUGCCGUCCUUGGGGACCGAGACAUGCGAGCGCGAAUUCACCUAGUCGGGAGAAUCGACUCUGGUCCCUUCUUGGAUACGCACAAUACUACCUUCCAGACAUUGGCGAGGAAGAAUACUCUGGUGUUGGCGAGAUGAAGAAGGGCGGCGGGAAAAAGGAGGCGAAGAAACCAAGAUUCAAGUUGGAAUAUGUCACGCACUCGGUUGACGCACUCCGACCGCCAACCAAUACGACAAACGUCACGACUACGGAGGGCGCACACCUCUGGAAGAAGCAGAAGGACUGGAUCCCACCCGUUCCAAAGCAUCUUCUUCCAAAAUCGUUGCGUGAUCCUAACCGGACCCAGUCCAAGUUUGCUCCAUACGAGCUAGAGGACCUGACGAUACCAAACUGGAUUGCUCUCGCGCGCGAGCUUGGAAAGAGCAAAAAGAUGUGGAAAAAGUUUAUUGGAUUCAUGUACAUGGGUCAAGAGAUGGAUGACGACGCUUGGGAUGGGCCGGUUGGGGAAGAGAACAAGGAAUGGAGGAUUCCGCAUGAUGAUGGAGCGGGACAAGUGGUGCUCCAGUAA